Papilio xuthus (Asian swallowtail) is the source of this 2046-nucleotide messenger RNA. RefSeq names its product Ionotropic receptor 68a (gene Ir68a). The record is from RefSeq and is a predicted model, not a curated record. The transcript is spliced from 7 exons. Gene Ontology annotation, molecular function: ligand-gated monoatomic ion channel activity. Gene Ontology annotation, cellular component: membrane. Bases 1 to 2046 code for a protein of 681 amino acids. Lineage: Eukaryota; Metazoa; Arthropoda; Insecta; Lepidoptera; Papilionidae.
AUGGACGCUCAUGCGGACAUAGAUAAUAUCCUAAGAGAUGUGAAGAAACAAAAGGAGUUGGAGCACCUCAUAGUUGAUCUGGUGAACUUGGUGUCGAUGCGCGGGGACCAGGCCUGCGUCGCCGUCCUCUGCGACCCUGUCUACUUGAACAUCUUCGAAGGCGCUUUGUUUGAUAAACUCUACACCGUGCCUUUUGUCUUCAUUGUGGUGGCUGAACACGAGGACCUUUUGUCUCCAAACUUCUCUACGCUGGAGGCGAUGCGACAUGCAAGGAAGGAGGGGUGCGGAGCGUAUUUCAUCAUCCUCGCGAACGGCUUGCAAGCUUCUCGACUCUUGACAUUUGGUGAUCGAUACCGUCUCUUGGAUACAAGAGCGAAGUAUAUAAUGCUACACGACAUCAGAUUAUUUAAAAGUAGCUUACAUUAUCUAUGGAAACGCAUCGUGAACAUCGUAUUCCUGCGAUACCACAAUGCUCCACGGAAUAAAACCUGGUUCGACCUCUCCACUGUUCCCUUCCCAAAUACCAUCAGAGAAGUUUUGAUAACUCGAAGAAUAGAGAUAUGGAGGAAUGGAAAAUUUCAUUACAAUACAGACUUAUUCGCAGACAAAACAAAGAACCUUUACGGAGAGACGCUAAGCGUUGUCUAUUUGGAACAUGUUCCAUCUGUUGUAAACACAAAGUCAAAUGAAACGAAGAAAGUUGGAGGCGUUGAAAUUGAGAUACUAAACACAAUAGCGUCAAAAAUGAACUUCAAACUCAAAUUGUACCAAUCCGCUGACGCUGAACAGAACAAAUGGGGUCAGAAGCUACCAAACGGUUCAUAUUCCGGUCUCCUCGGCGAGAUGGUAACGGGUCAGGCCGACAUCGCAGUUGGCAACCUGCAGUACACCACGCUUUAUCUUAAAAUGACUGACCUCAGUAUACCUUACACCUCUCAAUGCUGGACUUUCUUGACUCCUGAAGCGAUGUCCGAUAACUCAUGGAAAACUUUGAUACUACCUUUCAAAUUGUACAUGUGGAUCGCUGUCCUAAUGGUUCUGUUAGUAACAGGUUCUAUCUUCUAUGGCCUCGCAAAAUAUUACAUACACUUGAUGGAUUUUAGAGGAGAAACAACGAAGGAUAGAUCUACGGAAAAAAUAAAGCAAAAUCUUACUUUAGAUACUCGAGCUGGCGGUUUAUAUUUGUUUGGUGAAAUAACGAACAGCAUUCUCUACACUUAUGGAAUGUUACUUGUCGUAUCUUUACCCAAAUUACCAUCCGGUUGGUCGAUUCGCUUACUCACUGGCUGGUAUUGGCUUUAUUGCAUACUCCUGGUUGUAUCCUACAAAGCAAGCAUGACUGCUAUAUUAGCCAACCCCACACCAAGAGUAACUAUAGACACGUUAAAAGAGUUAGUAGAUAGCAAAAUAACAUGCGGCGGAUGGGGACAAGAGACUAAAAAAUUCUUUCUGGAAUCACUAGACGAUGUUGGCCAGAAAAUCGGUCAAAGAUUCGAAAUAAUCAAUGACCCGGAUGCCGCUGUUAAAAGAGUCGUCCGUGGAGACUUCGCUUACUAUGACAAUAAAAACUUUUUAAAAUACUUAAGGGUUAAAAGGAAAAACAAUAAAAUCGAUAUUAACACGACUAAUUUAUUAGUUACCAACGAUACUAAUAUGGGUAAUACACGGAUGGAAAGAAAUUUACACAUAAUGUCCGAUUGUAUGGUUAACAUACCUGUUUCAAUAGGAUUUCAUAAGAACUCUCCCUUAAAACCAUUAGCAGAUGUGUACUUGAGAAGAAUAGUCGAAGUUGGCCUUUUUGAGAAAUGGUCAAACGAUGCCAUGUAUCGUAUUAACACGUUGGAUACAAAUGAUGAAGAAAUAAAAGCUUUGAUGAAUCUAAAGAAACUCCAAGGAGCGUUUAUAGCACUGGCUAUUGGUUAUUUUAUUAGUUUGGUGAUAUUUAUAAGUGAACUUAGUCAUUGGCAUUUCAUUGUUAAGAAAGAUCCACAUUUCGACAAAUAUGCCAUGGAUCUGUAUUAUAUUAAUAAAAAUAAAAAACAUUAA